UUCCUGCCUAGGAAACUAGCCGAUACACUCGUGACCCAAAUGGAACGCAUCCUCGAGCGGUCUCGUAAAUCCUCGGACCUUCUCGGCUUUCCCCGUUAAUCUCGGUCGGUUAGCUAGCCAAGCUGAUUAGCCUGUUACUACAUGCUAAUGUUUUUGGGACAUAUGAUGUCAGCGGAAUCCGGGUGGAUGAUACGAAGAGUGUAGAAAAAUGGCGGACGUCGAGGGACAAGGAAUUUGUUCAACGGUCCCCGAGUUGCCUCACCCUUCUUCUCGCAACGGCUCCGGCAGCGGUAACGUUACACCGGGCGGCACCGGCGGCAGCUGCCAGACGGCAACGACCGUUACUUCGGGCCCACGGCUAGUUCGAGUCGUGAAGUCCGACUCCGGCUACGGUUUCAACGUCAGGGGGCAAGUUAGCGAGGGCGGACAGCUACGGAGCAUCAACGGGGAACUGUACCCUCCGCUGCAGCACGUCAGCGCUGUCCUACCGGGAGGUGCCGCCGACAGAGCCGGUAUUUCGAAGGGAGACCGGAUUCUCGAGGUUAAUGGUGUGAAUGUAGAGGGGGCGACCCACAAGCAGGUGGUGGACCUGAUCCGGGCUGGGGAGAGGGAGCUGGCGCUGGCCGUGCUGUCCGUCCCUCCCCAGGAGACCGACUGCUUGGAUCCGGGAGACGACAUUUCAACCCAGUCCUGCUACGACUACUCCGACAAGCAGGCCGUCCCCAUCUCAGUGCCGAGCUACAAACACACCGAACUCAACCAGGAAAAGUUUGUGGUAUAUAAUGUGUACAUGGCAGGCAGGCAGCUGUGCUCCAAGCGUUACCGCGAGUUUGUGAUCCUACACCAGAACCUGAAGAGGGAGUUUGCCAUCUUCACGUUCCCCAAGCUGCCCGGGAAAUGGCCUUUUUCCUUGUCGGAGCAGCAGCUCGACGCGCGACGCAGAGGCCUUGAAGAAUACCUGGAGAAAGUGUGCUCUGUACGGAUAAUUGGAGAAAGUGACAUCAUGCAGGAGUUCCUGUCUGAAUCGGAUGAGAACUAUAACGGCGUGUCUGAUGUGGAGCUGAGGAUAGCCAUGCCCGACAAAAGCCCGCUCACCGUUAGAGUUUGCAAAAAUUCUACCACUGACCAGGUGUACCAGGCCGUAGUGAUGAAGCUGGGGAUGGACAGUGUAACAGCCAGCUAUUUUGCUCUGUUUGAGGUCAUCAACCACACUUUUGUGCGUAAGCUCGCCCCCAACGAGUUCCCCCACAAACUGUACGUACAGAACUACACGUCGGCCAUCGCAGGAACCUGCCUCACCCUGCGCAAGUGGCUCUUCACCACAGAGGAGGAGAUUCUACUCAAUGACAACCAGCUUGCUGUCAACUACUUCUUUCACCAGGCCGUGGAUGACGUGAAGAAAGGCUUCAUCAAAGCAGAGCAGAAGUCCUACCAGCUGCAGAAGCUGGCUGAGCAGAAGAAGCUGUCCAUGUACAUGAGCCUGUUGAGGGACUGCGAGGGCUACAAUGAGAUCAUAUUCCCACACUGUUCCUGCGACUCCCGGCGCAAAGGCCACGUCAUCACAGCCAUCAGCAUUCGCCACUUCAAGCUCCACGCUUGCACCGAGGAAGGGACACUCGAGAACCAGGUGAUUGCGUUUGAUUGGGGGGAGAUGCAGAGGUGGGACACCGAUGAAGAGGGCAUGGCCUUCUGCUUUGAAUAUGCUCGAGGGGAGAAGAAACCACGCUGGGUCAAGAUAUUUACCCCCUAUUUCAACUACAUGCAUGAGUGCUUCGAGAGAGUCUUCUGUGAGCUGAAGUGGAGGAAGGAGGUGGAAGAGGAAGCUACAGACAAGGACAAUAAGAACUGCAGUAAAGAUGGUAUGUGUGGCAAGAAUAUUUUCCAGCUGCUGAGGCACAGAAGGGAUGGAGGCACCUAGGAAGGGAGAUUGUUACCUCCUAACUAGACGCCGUCGUCACCGACCCAGCUCAGUUCAGCCCUCAUCAGGCCGCAGACCCAGCAACACUCUGCUGUUAUCCACAUGUUCAUCAUUUAUACUCCAUCAGCUUCAACCUCAGAAGCUGCCCUCGACACAUGCAAAUGAACAAAUCCAAUUAUCUGAACCAUAAACUCUUGAAUCCAGCGCACCAUAAUCCUGCAUUGAAUAGAGCUCUGAAAGAGAAAUGAGUUCUGUCUAGACUUAAAACCAUGGAUUCAUCCAAUCCUUCUUCUUAUUGGCAAGGACUUGAAAUGCAACGUGACUCGGGGGGGUUAUGAGGCUCUGCAGGAGUCCUGCUGGGUAGAGAAAGCUGAAGUAAAUAUGGAAAUAUUGUUGGAUUUAUAAGGGAAAGUGAGGCUGCGGGUUGACUUCAGGAAGACACCUGAUCUUCUCCAUUGACAGAUGGGAGCAGCAGUUCUUUGUCCUCUUGGCCAGUUGUUAGCGUGUGAGUUACCGUGCUUAUUAACUAUGCGUACAAGGGACUCCGAAAGCCAAGAAGCUGCUCAGAGUGUGGCCCUCAGAAUGUAAGUCACAGCUGAAUAACACACAUUUCUACCUGUUUGGCUAUCAAUUUUCAUUUACGAAAGACAACUGCUAACAUUGUAUUGUGGCAAAAGAGAGAAAGGAGGGAGAGAAAGUGUACGUUUAUUUUUUUCAUUCAGAGACACAGCAUUGCUUAUUUGACACACGAGCUGGAACAACGUUUAACUUCACUCUAAUGUUGCACUUUAUUGAACCGUACUAAAUCACGUCCAAAUGUGGGACAUGUAACUUAAGCGACAGAUAUUGAGCAUAUUACUGGAACUAGCCCGCGCUUCUUUUACCUUUGACUGACAACACAACAGUAUGAUUAUGUACUGCAUCAUCAAAUGGCACGUGCAGUGUUCUGUGAGUCAUGCAUUCAACUUUUGUCUAUUUAUAAUGUGAACACUCUGUGCAAACGUGUUGAGGCCAUUGCAGAGCGGCCUUGAUGGAGUGCGUCAUGUUUACAAUGUAUUACCAAUAAGAGCCAACAGGGGUCCUCAGCCUCCUUCCUGCAGGCCCUGAUUACUUGGGCAGGGUUAUUAUACGCCUGUAAUCCAGAAGACCUUUACAAUCGCAGCACUAUUUAUCUCUGUAGUUCGCAGUAAUGUCGAACCUCUUAUGCAUUCGGGGUUCCGCGUUCAAUGGAAAGAGGAGUUCUUUGCAGAUAAGAACACUUUAUCAACCAGAUAGAUACAAAGAUAACGGAGUAUGUUCACUGAAGGCUUUUGUAGCAACUGAUCACAGAGCUGUAAUUCAAGGUCUCUCUAAACGAGUCCACUUAAUGUUGUCGUUCCUAGAAUAAUAUAACAGACCUAACGUCAUUUGGCGUAAAUUGAUAUUCUGAUGAUGCAACAAUGAUUUAAGGCUGACAGAAAAUGUAUUACACGACAUAAUAUGAUCACAUGAUGCCAUUAAAGAGUCCUUGCUCAGUGCAAUGUUAUUAUGGUACUACCAUAUUCUGUAUGUGAAAAUGUGACUAAUUUAUGCAAGAACGCUUGUAAGAUAAUCAAACGGAUGCUCGAGGAAAAGACCUGUGUUAGAUGAGAUGAAACUUCAUGUGUGCAAAAACAAACCCUCCCCAACUCAUUUUCUUACUUUCUAAUUAAGUCCUGUGAGCAUUGUAUGAUGCCAGUGAAUGUUUGUAAACGCUAAUAUUCCAUUUUAACCCAUCGCUGACUCCUGCUUGGCCUAUAAUGAGAAUGUUGACAGUAUUCUCUCCUCAGCUAAAAGCAAGUGAAGACUCAGAGGUGGAGAUCAGUGGCUCUUGCUAGCAGUGCUUCUUUUAAUGAAGGUGCUGCUCACUUCUGGGGUGAUUAAUGACCUUCAACAGACUUUGGCGGCUUUGCAAAUGAGGUUUGAUUGAAUGUGUUGAGCCUUGAAUCCUAAAGACUGAAUUCAUUUCCCUGGAUCCUUGUCUGUUUUACUGCGCUCGUCUCCCUCUCUUUCUCUCUUUCUCAUCCUGACUAAAGUUAAGUGUCACUCUUUUUAUUUAUUUCAAUAAGAACCUUCAGCAUCUUUAAGUUUUUCUCCUGAAACAGUGUGACUUUUUGAAAGCCAAACUAAGAAAGUAAUGGAGAUUGACAACCUGCAGGUUCUCGGACAUGUUGACAUGAGAACUUAAAGACAAAGUGUUUGGUUACGUCGUUUACUGUAAGAAAUUGUAACAUCCAGUAUUCUUUUAAAUAAACCAAUUUAUUGAUGCAAAAA
Gasterosteus aculeatus aculeatus (three-spined stickleback) is the source of this 4210-nucleotide messenger RNA. It is a transcript of the gene snx27b, whose product is annotated as sorting nexin 27b. Gene Ontology annotation, cellular component: early endosome. Lineage: Eukaryota; Metazoa; Chordata; Actinopteri; Perciformes; Gasterosteidae. Gene Ontology annotation, biological process: signal transduction; endocytic recycling; intracellular protein transport. Gene Ontology annotation, molecular function: protein binding; phosphatidylinositol-3-phosphate binding. The record is from RefSeq and is a predicted model, not a curated record.